Messenger RNA from Electrophorus electricus (electric eel), 1876 nucleotides. RefSeq names its product 5'-nucleotidase, cytosolic IB a (gene nt5c1ba). Gene Ontology annotation, cellular component: cytosol; cytoplasm. The record is from RefSeq and is a predicted model, not a curated record. Lineage: Eukaryota; Metazoa; Chordata; Actinopteri; Gymnotiformes; Gymnotidae. Gene Ontology annotation, molecular function: 5'-nucleotidase activity; magnesium ion binding; nucleotide binding. Gene Ontology annotation, biological process: adenosine metabolic process; nucleotide metabolic process.
GUCACGGGAAUGCCUCAGGAAGGAGCGAUGGAAGGACACCUGUUAUAGGCCAGCGCAACACGGUCAGCAUCACGGGAAGGAUGAGCGUAGAUGCCGAGGAUGCGGUGGGGCGGCUAAGCCAUGACAGCAGCGAAGAAAACGACUGGGCAGCGGCAAAGGCGUUCUUUGACAGCUUGAAAACGACGACGAAGCCUCGACCGCCGAAACCAAAAAACGCCGUCACCAUCGCGGUAUCAUCGCGGACGUUAUUCAACAUGGUGAAGGAACGAAAGCUGUAUGAAGAGGAGGGGCUCGAGCGAUAUGUAUCGUAUCAGCUGGAGCACGAAGAUCAGCCUUUCACCCCGGGAGUCGCUUUCCCUUUCGUCAAGGCCCUGAUGGUUGUGAAUGCACGGCUGCGGGAGUUGUACCCAGACAGUGAGGAACUCUUCGAUAUUGUCCUGAUGACUAAUAAUCAUGCCCAGGUUGGAGUUCGCCUCAUCAACAGUAUAAAUCAUUAUGGUUUAUCCAUUGAAAGGUUUUGUAUGACGGGGGGAGAAAGCCCAAUUGGAUACCUGAAGGCUUACAUGACCAACCUGUAUUUAUCUAAAGACUCCCAAAAGGUACAGCAGGCUAUUGAAGAAGGCAUUGCUGCAGCGACCAUGUUCACCUGUGAUAACGAGAACAAACUUAGCGAUACUCAGUUACGUGUGGCCUUCGAUGGAGACGCCGUCUUGUUUUCUGACGAGUCCGAGAUCAUUGUAAAGAAGCACGGACUGGACACCUUCUUUCAGCAUGAGAAGGAGUUUGAGAACAAACCUCUGGCCCAGGGCCCCCUGAAGUGUUUCCUGGAGGCCUUGGGCAAACUGCAGAGGAAGUUCUAUGCCAAGAAUUUACGAAUCACAUGCCCCAUCCGCACCUACCUGGUGACGGCGCGCAGUGCAGCCAGCGCUGGAGCCCGUGUCCUGAAGACCCUGCGGAGCUGGGGCCUGGAAGUCGACGAGGCGCUUUUCCUGGCCGGCGCCCCCAAGGGACCCUUGCUGCAGAAAAUAAGGCCUCACAUCUUCUUUGACGAUCAGAUGUUUCACAUCGAAGGGGCUCAAGAGCUGGGCACCAUCGCCGCCCACGUGCCUUAUGGGAUAGGACAGAAAUACCAUAAGAGCAAGCCCUUAAAGCCAAAAGAGGCGGAGAAGUGAGAAUGUGGUAGUUACUGGAACUCAGCAGUGGUUCUCUCCCACUCUUUUAAAGUACUCCAUCCAGUGCUUUGAUUUUGCUCCACCAACACUAUAUCUCAAGCGGACCAUUAGUAAGGACUGCUUGUUUUGUAAAAGAGUUGCUUGUUUUGUAAUCAAGCAGAGCCGUGGACUAGCAGCAGUGAUUCCCAAGUCCAGUGGAGUGUAUGCCAUGCACUAUCCCUACUCUCACAGAUCAGGAAGCCCUUGGUAAUUAGCUGAGAAGUUGUAUGUGGUAUUUUGGACAAAAGGCAAAAACAGAACGAGAGCAAUGGCAUCCUUGGACCAGAAGGCUUUUAGAUGUUGGCUGAUCAUUUAGCAUGGAAUAACAGCCUGUGAAUAUCAUUGUACAGUAAAUCUAUAGCCCAGAAUGUACUGUAAUGUUAAUUAUCACUGUGUUUCUGUGUUUGGGGCCUUGAGUGACUGCAGAUGCUUAUAGUAAUUAUUAUUAUUAUAGAGCAUUUUUAUUUUAUUCUUUGAAGGUACCUCAUCCUAGGUGGGCAUAUCCAUCAACAUCGUUUUGUUUCUUUGUCUAUUAUUGUAUUUUCCAAAAGUCAACCAAGUAUUCUCCAUUUUAGUGUUUAUAAUGAAAGAAGGAAUAAUAUAAUAAUAAUAAUAAUAAUAAUAACAAUAAAUACUAUUAAUAUUUAAAAUAAUAAUACUUUCAA